AUGCCAGGAACAAUCACGGUGCUGAAGACGUCUCCUGUUCGGAUUGGUGGUGGGGUUGAUGAGUCCACGGUGUACUUUCACCGGCUUUUCUGGACAUUUCCACCCUGUGUUGAGGCAUUCCGGCAUUGUAAGCCCCUCGUCAGUAUUGAUGGUAGCCACUUGUAUGGAAAGUACGGAGGGACGCUGCUGUUGGCAAUAGCUCAGGACGGGAACUCGAACAUCCUGCCGAUAGUAUUUGCCCUUGUGGAGGGCGAAAAUGCAGAGUCGUGGUCAUUCUUCUUGUCCAAUCUCCGACAGCAUGUGACUCCUCAGGAGGGCAUCCUUGUUAUAUUAGACAGGCAUAAUGGGAUCAAGGCAGCGCUUGAGGCACCUGAGACUGGAUGGCUGCCUCCUCGUGCUUUCCGGGCCUACUGUAUAAGGCAUGUGGCUACGAAUUUCGCCCUAACGUUCAAAGGUAAGGACUCAAGGAGGUUGCUGGUCAAUGCUGCCUACGCCAAGACUGAGGCAGAGUUUUACUACUGGUUCGACAUCAUGCGGACUGAGAAUCCAGCAAUGUCUGACUGGGCCAACCGUAUGGAGUAUGACAAAUGGACCCAACAUGAGGAUGCUGGUCGACGGUUCGGGCACAUGACCACAAACAUCAGUGAAUGUGUGAACUCCGUGCUAAAGGGAACUCGCAACCUGCCGGUCACAUCGUUGGUUAAGUCAACCUACGGGAGGCUUGCUCAGCUAUUUGUGGUACGGGGACAGACAGCAGAGGCACAACUCGGAUCUGGCAAUGAAUUCUGUCAGGCAUUGGUAAAGGCUAUUGAUCGGAACCUAAGAGACUCUAGGUGCUUCACUGUGACAUUAUACGACAGGCAUCAGUCCGAGUACACCGUCGCUGAGACAACACCAACGGGGACCUUCUCGCUGGGUAGCUAUAGAGUUUCCCUUAAAGAUCACCGAUGCGACUGUGGCCACUUCCAGGCGCUGCAUUAUCCUUGUUGCCACGCCAUUGCGUGUUGCGCCUACUCCCGGCUUAACUAG
Messenger RNA from Arachis stenosperma, 1029 nucleotides. RefSeq lists its product as uncharacterized. The record is from RefSeq and is a predicted model, not a curated record. Gene Ontology annotation, molecular function: zinc ion binding. NCBI's taxonomy places the organism in Eukaryota, Viridiplantae, Streptophyta, Magnoliopsida, Fabales, Fabaceae. Bases 1 to 1029 code for a protein of 342 amino acids. The transcript has a single exon.